AGAAAUUCAGUAACCGCCGCCCAACCCUAAUCACAGACCCAGUGCCUCAUCGCUCGAAGUUGCAGGCGAGAAACUCACCGGCCAUAUCUUAUUGGAAGGAGAUUGUUGCAGUGCGGCGGUGGUGGGGUGGUGGUGUUUUUGCAGAUCGGUGGUGGUGUUUUUGCAGAUCGGUGGUGGUGGUGGUGUUAAUAAGUGUUGUUUUUACCAUGGGUUCAGACAGUAGAAGCCGAAGCAGGAGCAGGAGCCCUAUGGAUCGUAAGAUGCGUUCUGAUCGCUUUUCCUAUCGUAAUGCACCUUACAGAAGAGAGUCACGUCGGGGUUUCAGCCGAGACAAUCUGUGCAAGAACUGCAAACGGCCCGGCCAUUAUGCUAGAGAAUGCCCUAAUGUGGCAGUUUGCCAUAAUUGUGAUCUUCCUGGGCACAUUGCUUCGGAAUGCACUACCAAGUCGCUGUGUUGGAACUGCCGGGAGUCUGGCCACAUGGCUAGCAACUGCCCCAAUGAGGGCAUCUGCCACACUUGUGGUAAGGCCGGACACCGUGCUAGAGAGUGCACGGCUCCGACAAUGCCACCAGGGGAUGUGAGAUUGUGCAACAACUGCUACAAGCAGGGGCAUAUUGCUGCCGACUGCACUAACGAGAAGGCUUGCAACAAUUGUAGGAAGACAGGUCACCUGGCACGCGAUUGUCCAAAUGAUCCCAUAUGCAACACAUGCAAUGUGUCCGGGCAUGUCGCCAGGCAGUGCCCCAAAGCCAACACUCUUGGAGAGCGCAUAGGUGGCGGGGUUCGCAGCAGUGGUUAUGGUCAUAGAGAUAUUGUUUGUAGGAACUGCCAUCAGCUUGGUCAUAUGAGCAGGGAUUGUAUGGGGCCCUUGAUGAUUUGUCACAACUGCGGGGGACGGGGUCACUUCGCCUACGAGUGCCCUUCUGGCAGGUUCAUGGAUCGCUACCCCAGGAGGUAUUGAUGAAUGUCACACUAUCUGGCUGCAGUAUCUUGUUGAGACAGUGUACUUGUUUUCUAGAUUAAAAAGUUGAAACUUGACCAUCUAUGACGAGCCUUGAGACCCUAUUCCGCAUAUAUGAGCAUAUUUUCUGUUCUAUUGAUAAUUGAAUUUUCUUGUACUGUGUAUGGAUUGGGAAUUUUUUAUUGCGCUUGAGAGGUUAAAGAACUACUCCACUAGUUAUUUUA
Molecule: messenger RNA, 1186 nt
Organism: Morus notabilis
Lineage: Eukaryota; Viridiplantae; Streptophyta; Magnoliopsida; Rosales; Moraceae
Product: cellular nucleic acid-binding protein
Exons: 4
Coding region: 207-962 (251 amino acids)
Molecular function (GO): zinc ion binding; nucleic acid binding
Source: RefSeq, a predicted model, not a curated record